GGCAGCGCUGCCAUGGAGCACGGCGGAGGCUGAUGCUCCUGCGGCGAAGGAGGAGGAAACCCAGGUGGGUGCUUUCUUCCUUAUUUGACCGGACUGGCAGAGGGGUGCGAGGAGGUGGAGAGGGGAAUCGAGUGGCGGGAGGUGCAUUGGGUGUUGGGGAGCGAUGAGAGGGUGGAUAGUGGUGGUGAUGGGGAGUGCGGAAUCUACGGAGGUGUUUACGGCUCCCUUGAGUGAUGGGAGGAGCGAAGAGAUCUACGGAACCUGUGCUAAUGUGCUUCGUGGAACAGGACGAAGAAUCAUCCGACAAGAACGAAGAUGAGGGAUCUGAAGACAAGGAGGAGCCUGAGGAGGAAGAGGAGGAGGAGGAGGAAGAGUUGGAAGAUCCUAAGGAGAAGUUUGAGGAGGAAUGCAAGGAAUCCAAGGUCUGCUCCCCAGCAAAGCACCACUUCGACGAGUGCGUUGAGCGUGUCACUGGUGCAGACCACGGAAAGCCAGUGGACAAGAAGCAUCCCGAUGAAGACUGCGUUGAAGAAUUCUUCCACCUUGCUCACUGCGCAAGCACCUGCGCCGCACCAAAGCUAUGGAACGCUCUUAAGUAGAGGUUUCAACUACUUCGAUCGACAAUUUCGCCUCGAGAUGUUUGCAUGACAUAGAUGAUGGGGGAGAUGGGAUGGUGGAAAGGAGACGCCUGUAGAUAUCUUACCCGCAUCACCUGUUUUGUACUUCGGCAGCAGGCUCGUCCUGUGAGCGGUAUGUACUGUAGUAUAGGAAAUCCAUAGACCAGCAGCCUAUCUUUGUUCCGUGAGUGAAGUUAGGGACCUACUAUGGCAGAUCGCAA
Messenger RNA from Hyaloscypha bicolor E, 838 nucleotides. RefSeq names its product Non-heme 11 kDa protein of cytochrome bc1 complex. The transcript is spliced from 3 exons. The coding region runs from base 234 to 599 and encodes 121 amino acids. The record is from RefSeq and is a predicted model, not a curated record. Gene Ontology annotation, biological process: mitochondrial electron transport, ubiquinol to cytochrome c. NCBI's taxonomy places the organism in Eukaryota, Fungi, Ascomycota, Leotiomycetes, Helotiales, Hyaloscyphaceae.